Messenger RNA from Purpureocillium takamizusanense, 19940 nucleotides. Its product is annotated as NRPS. Lineage: Eukaryota; Fungi; Ascomycota; Sordariomycetes; Hypocreales; Ophiocordycipitaceae. Gene Ontology annotation, biological process: secondary metabolite biosynthetic process; amino acid activation for nonribosomal peptide biosynthetic process. Bases 69 to 19643 code for a protein of 6524 amino acids. The transcript has a single exon. Gene Ontology annotation, molecular function: catalytic activity; phosphopantetheine binding. The record is from RefSeq and is a predicted model, not a curated record. Gene Ontology annotation, cellular component: cytoplasm.
GCGUUUCGGAGAUUGUUGCUACUCUGCUCGUCGGCGGCGCCGUCUGCGUCCCUACUGAGACUCAGCGAAUGGACCCUAGCCUUCUCGGAGAUUUCGUCACGACAGCCGCGACCAAUUGGGCUCUUCUUACCCCUCUUAUAGCCCAGCUUCUGUCGCCGCAAAAUGCUCGUUCUCUUCGAACCCUCGUCAUCGGAGGCGAUUCUUUGACCGCCAAGGUCGCGGCACCGUGGCUCGCGGCUGGCGUGACAGUAGUCAACGCAUACGGCCCAACCGAAGCCUGUGUGCUCAUCAGCGCCAACAAUGUCCAGGAUGCGAAAUCGGCUCCUAGUAUCGGUCGCGGUGUCGGCUUCCGCACUUGGGUCGUCGACCAGGAGGACUGUACUAAGUUGGUUCCGGUUGGCCAGGUCGGAGAGCUGCUCAGCCAGGGACCAUCACUUGCAGACGGGUAUCUCAACGACGUCGACAAGAGCAACGCGGCAUUCAUACCGGCACCAGCCUGGGCCCUCCGUGGAAAGACUUCACUCGCUGGGGUGAGGGCUUAUCGCACUGGAGAUCUUGUCCGGUACAUCAGCGACCACGGUGACCUCCAGUACGUUGGCCGCCGGGACACACAAGUCAAGCUCAACGGACAACGCAUCGAGCUUGGCGACAUUGAAGAACAUUUACGAGCCUGCCUUCCUGAUGUGUCGCAGAUUGUCGUGGAAAUUAUUGGGGGCGCGAGAGAGCCAGAAGGAGGCAACGACAUGCUUGCCGCCUUCUUCUGUUCCAAUGGCACGCAGGUUCCUAUCGGCGCGGCGGAAGCCGACAUCCUCGCCGAGCUCACACCACACGAUCAUGAGAUGCUGGCCAAAGCUGUGGCUCAUCUUGAGAGUCGGCUACCAUCCUACAUGGUUCCGUCACUUUUCAUCCCGCUCCGCGUCCUGCCGACAACAUCAAGCGCCAAGGCGGACAGGAAACUACUGCAUCGCCUCAUUUCUGACCGGACGGCACUGGAUAUUCGCGAGGCCUACAGCAUUGGGUCAAAGGACCUGGAAAAUCACGAGCCAGAAACAGAAAUGGAACGGCUCCUACAGCAGCUUUGGGCAGAGACCCUCCACCUGCCGUCGGACUCGAUCGGCCUCAAUACACAUUUCAUCCGCGCUGGCGGCGAUUCUGUUAGCGCCAUGCGCUUGGUUGGCACUGCACAACAGCGCGGUAUCUCUCUGAGUGUUGCCGCCAUCUUUGAGAAUCCCACUCUUCAGGCCAUGGCACAAACAGCUAAGGUAGUAGCUGUCCAUGAACUAGGCGACAUCGCCCCGUUCAGUCUGCUCCCGCCUGCAUUUGGCGGUGUCGAAGCUUUGCGUCUAGACGCUGCUCGCCUAUGCUCCCUAAUGCCCGAGCAGGUAUUGGACAUCUAUCCGGUCACAGCGCUGCAAGAAGGUAUCAUGAGCCUGUCACAACAGGGCGACAAUGCCUAUGUUGCUCGCAACGUCUUCCGCCUGCCCCCAACCAUGGACGUUGACAAACUUAAGAGAGCUUGCGAAGUUGCUUACACCAACCAUGCAAUUUUGAGGACUAGAAUGGUCAUGCUACAUGAUCUGACCUUGCAAGUUGUCGUCGACGAUGAGUUGAAAUGGCGCAGUGGCACGACACUCAAGUCGUACGUUGCUCAAUGCAAGGCAGAGCCCAUGACUUUCGGCGCGCCCUUGUCUCGCUUUGGCAUCGUAUCGACAACUACGAAUGAGACCUGGUUCAUUCUGACACUCCAUCAUGCCAUUUACGAUGGGUGGAGCUCCAAGUUGUUGAUCGAUGCCGUCAUGUCGGCAUACGAGGCCCCUGGGAACAUUCAGACUCAGGCUCCCUCGGCACCAUUCAAUCGCUUCAUUAAAUAUCUGGUUGAGGAUUGCGUCGAAUUUGCAUCCGCGGACUUUUGGCGCAACCAAAGUGCUGGAUUUGAAUCUUUCACAUUUCCUCAGGCUCCCCGUCGGCCGUCUUCCACUUCGCAAUGGGCCCGACUUCGACAGGAACUCCCCUUGGCAAGGCACGCCGAUGCUGAUGUCACGACAAAUACCCUGCUACGAACAGCAUGGGCUCUGACCCUUUCCGUGCAUGCCGAUACGUCUGACGUCGCUUUUGGUGCAACAAUCUCAGGCCGCAACGUUCCUGUCCCUCAGAUUGAAAUGAUGGUUGGUCCGACGUUUGCGACAGUGCCGGUUCGCGUCACCAUGCAGGGUGCUACGCCCAUUCAGAAGCUACUGUCCGACGUGCAAAGGUCAUCCAUCGACAUGGUUCCGCACCAGCAAUUUGGUCUUCUGAAGACACGCGAUCUGAGCCCAGAUGCCCAAAACCUGUGCUCGUUCAAGACGUUGCUGGUGGUGCAGUCGAGUGAUCAGGAAUCUCUUCGCGGAUCCGAGGGGAGCGACUUCGACCAGGUUCUCAAUGUGGCAGCCGGCGAAGAUGACCACGAUAGCAUCUUCCGUUCAUACGCAAUCACCUUAGAGUGCUCUAUGCAUGGGAGUGGUAUUACUGUUGACGCCCACUACGACACCAACAGCAUCGCGCCGGAAAUGAUGGUCAUGGUCCUCAAUCACUUCCGCCGUGCUUUCAUCAAUCUUUCUGGCGAGCAAAGAAACACGAACAGGACAGUCCAAGAGUCACUUGAUCUUUUCAGCGGUGAAGACAAGCGCAUCAUAGACAAGUGGGCAACACAGACUGCAGUGCCUCCAAAGCAGGUGGACGCGUGCCUCCACGAGUUGUUCCAUCACCAAGUUCUCGCCCGUCCCGACGAAGAGGCGAUACGUGCUUGGGACAUGUCUGUCACAUAUGCUGAGCUCGACGACAUGUCAAACCUACUAGCUCACUAUCUCAUCUCUGAGAGGGGCCAUUCUAUGGGCGGCAGCUUGAUACCCUUUUGCAUGGAAAAGUCUGGCCGAGCACUCGUGGUUAUGCUGGCCAUCAUGAAGGCAGGGUGCGGCUAUGUUCCUCUAGAUCCAGGCCAUCCCAUCGACCGGCGAGCCCAGAUCAUCAGCGAUACAGGCAGUUCGAUUGUUUUUGUGACUCCGGAGACGGUCGCCGACUUUACUGGUGCCGCGGCUCCAGAGGCCAGCGGUGGUGCCAAGUUCAUCGUCGUGUCUCACGACUUCAUCAAGACACUUCAGUGCGGUGAUUCAGUCACACUGCCGGCGACGGAUCCGUCUGCCCCGGCGUACACACUGUUUACGUCGGGCAGCACUGGAAAGCCAAAGGGCGUGGUUGUGUCACACCGAGCGGCUUGCUCUGCACUCACAGCUCAGGCGCGCGCGUUCCUCAUGACACCAUCCACAAGGGCCAUCAACUUCGCCUCAUUUGUGUUUGACGCAUCUGUACUCGAGAUCUUUGGUACAUGGAUUUCCGGAGGGUGUGUUGCGGUGCCUUCUGACUCAAUUCGCCUCAAUGGCCUUGUGGCACGCUUCAUGACGGAGUCUCAGACAGACUGGGCUCUGUUCACGCCGACGUUUGCUACCACCUUGACUCCCCAAGAUGUCCCGACACUCAAAGUUCUGGUUUUGGGUGGCGAAGCUAUUCGAAAAGAAAACGUUGAGACCUGGCUCUCGAAAGUUUCACUCUUCAAUGCCUAUGGCCCAACAGAGGCAUGUGUAGCCACGGUCCAUCAUCGAAUCCUGUCAUCUACAGACAACGGGGUCAUUGGCAAGCCAGUUGGAUGCCGUGUUUGGGUUACACGGACGGACGACUACGACAAACUUGCUCCGGUUGGUUGUGCCGGCGAGCUUAUCAUCGAAGGCCCCGGUCUUGCGACGGGCUACCUACACGAUCGGGUCAAGACCGACGAUGCAUUCAUCAGGCCCUCAUGGCUCGUUCAUCAAAGCUCCGAUGCCCGAGCUUACCGCACUGGAGAUAUCGUACGGUAUACAGCGCACGGAGACCUGGAGUACCUUGGGCGCCGCGAUAGUCAGAUUAAACUACGUGGACAACGUCUCGAGGCUGGGGAGAUUGAGUAUCAGAUCAAGACUGCUCUUGGCGCCUCCAACCACUCGGGCGACGCGAAGUCUAACAGAGUUACCCAAGCCCAGGUAGCCGUUACGGCCCUCAAGGAUAUUUUGGCUCCCGGUGCUACGGAGCUCAUUGCCUUCAUCUACUUUGACCCAGUCGCCCACGAUGAGAGACAAGCCAGUGCUCCUUUACUAACCCCAAUGGAUGAAAAGCUUCGCCAUUCAGUCAAGAAACUGAUCGAAGCAUUGGUUCACGAGCUCCCCGAAUACAUGGUUCCGACACUAUUUGUGCCUGUUGUCAGGCUGCCGCUGAGCACGGCAGGCAAGGCGGAUACGCGCCACCUCAAUGGUCUGAUCCAAGAACUACCACGGGAUGAUUUACUUCAGUACUCCAUCAGCGUCAUCACGGGCGGGACACAAGCUAAGGAGCCACCCGAGAAUGAGAUGGAAGCGACGCUGCAGUCACUGUGGUCCUCCGUAUUGAGCAUCCCCAAGGAAGCCAUCGGUCGCAAUGGUCGUUUCCUCAAUGUCGGUGGCGACUCAGUCUCCGCUAUCCGUCUCGUCACUGCUGCAAGAGGCGCAGGAUUGAAUCUUAGUGUUUCGACAAUCUUCCAGCACCCUCGGCUCAGGGACAUGGCGCAAGCUUGCGCCGCGGCACAGGACGAAGAGGGCAAGCUGGAGGCCACGAGUGUUGAGCCCUUCUCCCUCCUGGAUCACGUCACGUCCAUGGACACAGUCGUGGAACUGGCUCGCAGAUCUUUCCAACCUCCCGUUCAAGAUCCUGCACAGAUCGUCGAUGCCUUCCCCUGCACUUCGUUGCAAGAGGGCAUGAUGGCGCUGACGGAUAAGGAGCCGGGGACCUACGUCGCUCGCCUGCCAUUCCGAGUUGGCAAGCAUGUUGACAUGGCCCAGUUCCGCGCUGCAUGGGAAGCUGUCGUUGCGGCGACGCCCAUCCUCCGCACGCGUAUUGUAUCCCUAGCCAAUGGCCGAGCGAUUCAGGUGGUUCUUGACGAGCCUCCAUUGUGGCGAGAGUACCGGGACGACGCUGGUCUAGACCUCAACAGCCAGCUAGCGAGAUACCUUGAACAGGACAAAAACGACGACAUGCGCUACGGCACCGCUCUCUCACGGUAUGCUGUGCUAACAUCGGCAAAGAGCGCAGAGCGUUUGUUCGUGUGGACGGCUCACCACGCCGUCUACGAUGGCUGGUCUCUCGAUCUCAUCCGCGGAAAAUUCAUGGAAGCAUACAACGGCGUCAAUAGCGCACAGAUCGCCCAGCAAAGUGUGUCAUACGCCAACUUUGUUGCCCACGUCGAGACCACACGUGAGCGUGGCGCAGAGUAUUGGCGCAAUGCCCUCAAGGGUGCCCGACCAGUCAACUUUCCCCGUCACAACCGCACCCGUGCCAACAACACGAAGGCGGAACGAACCAAUGCGUCUCUCAAGUCUCAAUUUGAAGUAGACGCGUUUAAGAAUCGCCAGAUUCGCCAUGACGAGGGGACGAUCGCGACGAAGGCGUCGUUCAUGCGUGCUGCUUGGGCUCUCGUCGUCUCUGCCCAUGCUGGUGGCGAUGGCAUCGGCGGCGAGCAGGACGUCGUGUUCGGCACCACGGUGUCAGGGCGCAAUGCGGCUGUUCCUGGCAUCGAAGGCAUCGUCGGCCCCGCAGUGACGACUGUUCCCCUCCGUGUUCUCGUUGACCCCGAAAUGACUGUGGCGACCUACCUCGAAGACAUCCAGUCGCAGAGCAACGACCUCAUCAUGUGCGAACAGUUCGGCUUGCAAAAUAUUGCGAAGCUUGGAGAAGACGAGAAGCAAGCUUGCGAGUUCCGCACGCUUCUUGUUGUCCACCCACCGGAGUUGGCCACGAAUGGCAGUCGCGCAACUGACUCCGAUGAGCCGCUCCUAAGUCCGCAUCUGCAAGAUGACGAGGAUGACGCCGAGAAGACCUUCUUCACAUACCCUCUGGUUUUCCAGUGCCAUUUGCCUGAGGAUGGCGGUCGAAUCGACAUCACCGUCACGUACUCGUCCUCGGUCGUCUCCAGCCGCCAAGUUGAGCAGAUCCUGGGCCACUUCAAACAGGCCGUCAAGUUGCUCGCCGAGGCCGCGAUCACGACAAAAGGUUCAAGCACGACGAACAGUGACCACACCUUGCUGUCGCAGCUAGACAUUGUCGGCUCAGAAGAUAUUGACCAGUUUGCUGCUUGGAACCAGGAAGAUGAACCAGUCAUUCAGUCCACCUGUGUCCAUCACUUGGUAGAGCAACAGGCUCAAUUGCGCCCCGGCGCGCUGGCGAUCAAUGCCUGGGACGGGCAGCUGACAUACGGAGAACUCAACCAGAUCGCGAAUCGGAUUGCGCACUUGCUGUACCACAAGCACAAUGUGCGCCCAGAGUCUCUUGUUCACGUCUGCUUCGAAAAGUCUGUCUGGUACUUCGUGUCUAUACUCGCCAUCAACAAGGCCGGCGGUGCGUGGGUACCUUUGGACCCUUCUCAUCCCACGACACGCCACCAGCAAGUCACCCGCCAGACAAAGGCCAAGCUGGUGCUUACCUCGCCGAAAAACAAGAGUCUGAUGGAUGGUCUCAUCGAUACUGUUCUUGAAAUUACGCCAGAGCUUGAUCAGCAGCUCCUUGCCGACAAGAACUCGAGUACUCGAGCACAACAUAGCGAGACCGGGCCUCCAGCUGACGUCGGGCCUCAAAAUACAGUCUACGUACUGUUCACGUCCGGUAGCACUGGAAUCCCCAAGGGAUUCGUCAUGGAGCAUGGCGCGGUAGCUAUUAGUCAAAGGGCUAUCGCAAAGCGAUUGAAGAUGACACCGCACGUCAAGAUGCUGCAGUUCGCCGCGUUUGUCUUCGACCUCUGCAUCGGAGAGAUCAUUGCGCCGCUCAUUACUGGAGCCACUAUCUAUGUUCCAUCCGAACACGAUAGAAUGAACCGCCUUCCGGAGUACAUCAGAGACAUGGGCAUCAACUGGGCCUUUUUAACCCCCGCCUUCGUGCGAACAAUCCGUCCUGAGCAAGUACCCAGCCUAGAGCUCGUACUUCUAGCCGGUGAGGCUGUCGGUCGCGACAUCUUGGAUACUUGGUUCGGAAAAGUACGACUGGUCAACGGCUGGGGCCCAGCCGAAACUUGCGUCUUUAGCACUCUCCAAGAGUGGACGUCUCUGGACGAGUCUUCCAUCACGGUGGGCAAGCCCGUCGGAGGCUACUGCUGGAUUGUGGACGCAGCGAAUCCCCAUCGGCGCGUUCCUGCAGGUUGCGUUGGAGAGAUUGUCAUUCAAGGACCGACGAUUACAAGAGAGUAUCUUGCCAACCCAACUAUGACCAAUGCCACGAUCAUUGCAGGCGAUGAUUUGCCCUCGUGGGCACCGCGGAGAGCCGACCCCCACUGGAACCGCUUCUACAAGUCCGGCGACCUUGGCUUCUACAACCCUGACGGCACGAUCGAAUUCUGUGCUCGCAAGGACACCCAAGUCAAAAUCCGUGGCUUGAGGGUGGAGUUGGGUGAAGUUGAGCAUCACGUUCGAAGCUGCCUCGAGGAUGCGCCGCAAGUAGUCGUUAUCCUUUUGAAUGGUGACGCUGGCUCCAACGGUGCAUCGACGAGUGCCAAGCUUGUCACUUUCUUCUGCUUCUCGCACGACUCCAAGACUGCUGGCGUGGACCUCGACUCUGAUCUUGCGACCGUUGCGGAAGAAAUGCUUCUGCCUAUCAGCGAGGAUCUCCGUGCUCGCCUCGUGUCAAUGACCUCCCAGCUCAGCGUCUCUCUGCCCCGAUACAUGGUCCCAACUCUCUUUAUUCCUUGCCGAUACAUGCCCUUCAUCACUUCGACCAAGAUUGACCGCAACAAGUUGCGCGAUAUCGCUGCUCAAAUGUCAUCUGAGGAAAUGAUGGCUUAUUCCUUUGUGGACAGUGUCAAACGUCCUCCCGAAACAAAGAUAGAGACGCUGCUGCAGAAAAUUUGGGCAGAGAUUCUUAACAUUCCAACGUCCAGCAUUGGUCGGGAUGACAGUUUCAUCGCUCUCGGGGGUGACUCCAUUGCCGCCAUUCGCCUCACCACCAUCGCAAGAGAUCAUGGUGUCGAAGUAACCGUUGGCAACGUCUUCAACGAUCCAAGGUUGCUGAAGGUGGCCGAGGUGGCAGUUGACUUGCGAAAUGACAGCGACUCUCCCUCGGCUACUUGGGAUCACUUGGCUCCGCAGCCGUGGGCUCUGCUACCCCAAGGUUUUGGUGAAGACGAUAUCGAACAGGCUGCUAAGGCACAGAUCGCCCUUCCCCACGAACCUCUAAUUGUCGAUGCGUAUCCUUGCACAGCACUCCAAGAGGGCUUGAUGGCGCUUUCGGUCAAACAACCCGGAUCCUACAUUGCUCGUUUCUCGUACCAGCUGGGUCGUGAUGUGAGCGUUGGUACGUUCAAGGAGGCCUGGGAAAGUGUUGUGAGGACUUGCAGCAACCUUCGCACGAGAAUUAUCCGACUCCCUCACGGCGGCAGCGUUCAAGUCGUACUCCAGAGCGAGGCAGCAUGGGAGUCCACGAUGGAAAUGACCCUCCACGAAUACAUCAGCUCCUCGAGAGGUACCACCAUGACGUACGGCUCACCACUGAGCCGUUGUGCGCUCAUCGAAGGGGUCAACAAUUAUUUCGUGUGGGAUAUUCACCAUGCCGUGUACGAUGGCUGGAGCAUGAACCUCAUGAUGGAUUUGCUCCACCGAACCUAUGGUCAAUCUGUCGGUCUCAUCGCCCCAGCUCAGGUCACGGCUUCCCCGGUUUCGUAUGCUAGCUUCAUCCAGUAUACUAUGCAUCUGGAUCAAGACGCGGCUGCUCAAUACUGGAGAUCGCAGCUCAAUAGGGCUACAAAGGCCUCGUUCCCGCCACAGACUCGUCGGUCAGCAGAGUCAACGACACGCACAGUAGUUCGAAGCAUUGCAUUCUCCCAUCCCAAGGAUGUCGGAGUAGUCAGAGCGACAGUCAUCCGCGCGGCUUGGGCCUUGGUUCUCGCAGCCUAUGCAGACCACGCAUCCGACAUCUGCUUCGGAGCCACGGUCUCUGGGCGACAGGCUCCUGUAGCAGGGAUUGAGAAGAUUGCAGGCCCUCUCAUUGCGACGGUCCCCAUCCGCGUCCGGCUCGAUCGCAGGCAGCUUGUGUCAGACUUCCUGAUGUCCAUCCAACGACAGGCCACGGACAUGGUCAAUUAUGAACAGUAUGGGCUGCAGCGCAUCGCGCGGCUGAGCCGCGGCGCAAAGGCAGCCACUGAGUUUUCGACGCUCCUGGUCAUCCAACCCAAGCACAUUGUGUCUGCGGACAAGUCGAGUGACCCGGAGAAUACAACGAUGAAGCUCAUCAACAGCGACGAGGACGUCGUUGAUGGUGUUUCCACCAUUGACAACUACUUCACCUAUCCUCUCGUUGUCCAAGGUCACUUGUCGGACACGGACGUCCAACUGCAUCUCAUUUACGACACUGGAUAUCUGGAAGAGACCGAAAUGACAACUCUUGCGGAGCAACUUGAGAACGUCGUUCAUCAACUUGUGCAAUUCUCCGCAGGGGACAAGACGCUCGCCGAAGUCACUCUGACCGGGCCAGUCGACAUCCAAAAGGCUGUGCAAUGGAAUAGCAGCGGCUCGCGGCCUAUGGACGUGGACCUCAACGGGGCUGCCUCUCCGACGUUCAGGAGCCAUGUCGAGCACCAGAGCAUGAUUCGACCCAAUUCUCCCGCUGUGCAGUCUCCAGAUGGGACGCUGACCUAUGCCCAACUUUACUCGCUUUCGCAAGCACUGGCAGGUCAUCUCCAGCGGAAAGGUCUAGUCCAGCAAGGGGAUUUUGUGCCCUUGUGCCUUGAUCAAUCCUUCUGGAUGCCAGUCUCCAUGCUCGCGGUCCAUUUGCUUGGAGCCGCGUUUGUGCUCUUCGACUGGCAGGCGGAUAUCUCGGAUGCGGAGCGUAUCUUCAAGGACGUGGGCGCCCGUUCCGUCCUAUGCCUCCGAAACAAUGUCCCGACCGACCUCGCAAACUGCGGAAUUACCGUUGUCGAACUCUCAGGCGAGAUCCUUCAGCAAACUCAAAACAUCUGUGAUGCUUCAGUUACCUCUAGUGGCGUGUCGCACGUACUUUUCCCUACUUCGGAGGACGGCGAGCCAGCCAAGGGGGUGGUCAUGGAGCACCUGGCGACGUGUGCAGCGCAUUUACAGCUUCGCGACAGCUUGGGUCUCACGUCGGAAGAUCGCGUGGCGAACCUGGCAGCAAGCAACUCCGAGGUCUUUGUCUCUGAAAUCAUGACGACUCUCAUGUCUGGGGCCACGCUAUGCAUACCUGCAACGAUGUAUACUUCGUCCGAGCAGGACCUUUCGCGAUACCUCGACCAGGCAGAUGUCAGCUGGGCAGUACUAUCUGCCGCGCAAGCGUCGGGGUUGCAUCCGAGCAACGUGCCAAAGCUUCACGGUAUUGUAGUGCGAGCGACAGCAUCGCUUAUUAACCUGGACAACUGGACUAAUGCGUCUGACACCCGCCGCACACUUUACGCCUUGUCUACGCCGGAGUCCGGUUUUGCGACAUUGCACCAAGUGGCGUCCAAGCUAGACGAAGCAACCCUCGGUCGCCCUCUUGGACUUACAAGGUGUUGGCUUGUCGAUCCCGUGAACAAGCAACGUCUUGCUCCGGUCGGCUGUGUUGGCGAGCUGGUCAUACAGGGCCCUACUCUGGCGAAGGAGUACCUGAAUAGCCCAGACGAAACGUCCAAAGCGUUCCUCAGUGCCCCCGUAGACACAAGCGCCCAUGGUGAAGCAGCGCUGCACAUCCCUUCAGAUCACCGGUGCUUCCAGACCGGCAUUUACGCCAAAUAUAGGCCAGAUGGGACUAUCAUUUUGGUUGGCCAAGUCCAGUUCGGCAACUCUGAGCAUCGAAUCAUGGAGGUAGCCCCCAAAGGCAUUGCUCAGGCAAUCGUCGCAAGGGGCAAGACGGGCGAGCUUACGGCGUUCCUGGCACUCGAUAACCAGGCCGUGCCCACGAAAUCUUCUUCAAAUCACGCCGACCUGUUCGUGGAGAUGUCGUCCUUGAGUGAUAGCUUGAGCUCUAAGCUUGUCGAUUUUAUCGGUGACCUGGAGACCAUUCUACCCGGACACAUGCUGCCCCACGAUUUCGUCUUGGUCCGUUCGAACGGCAUCCCUCUCGUGGCCUCGGGGUCGCCAUGCCGUUCACAGUUACUUCAAGCGAUGGAUGCGCUCACAGACGAGCAGCUUUUGGCUGUUAGCGUGUCAAAGACUGUCCACAGCCAAGAUCACCCGGAGACUUUGUCCAACUUGGAGAUGCAACUGGCCGAUAUUUGGGCGCAGGUGCUGGGCGUCGCCGACGCGAGACACAUCGGUCGACAGGACAACUUCUUCAAGAUCGGUGGCGACUCUAUCAGCGCCAUUGACCUCGUCUCUAAAGCCCGACAGCGCGGCAUCAGCUUGACCGUCGCUGGGAUAUUUGCCAACCCAAGGCUUGUCGACAUGGCGAGCGCCGCAACAUUCGAUAAUACUGCUGAGGCUGAACCGGUCCCGUCUCAUGUCCCCGCGUUCAGCCUUCUCUCGUCAUCCGACGACAGGGACAAAGGAAAGGCUGAAGUCAUUGCAGAGGCCUCGAAGCAAUGCAAAGUUAGCAGUGCCGAGAUUGGGGAUGCUUUCCCUUGUUCUUCACUUCAGGAGGGCAUGCUGGCGUUGGCAGAAAAGCAGAGAGGCUCAUACAUGGGCCGUUUCGUCGUCAGACUACCCAAGAAGAUGGACGUUGACCGGUUCACGUCAGCGAUGGUGGUCAUGGUCGAGCAAUGUCCCAACUUGCGCACGAGGAUCAUCAUGUCCCCGAGCCAAGGCCGCCAGAUUCAGGUCAUCAUCAACAGACCCAUAAGCUGGGAACAGGCUCCCUCGCACACGUCUCUCGCCGAGUGCUUAGCCGCACCCGUGUCACACGCUGCCUACGGAGGUCCCCUGUCCACUUAUAUGAUGGUCCAUGACGAGGCCUCUGACCAGACGUGCAUCAUUUGGGAGAUUCACCACUCGAUCUACGAUGGAUGGACGCUGAGCCACAUGAUUCAAGUCCUCCAUCGAGCCUACGAGGGGCAGUCCCCCGUCUCCCCUCGCACGCCAAUCUCCUUCUCCAAGUACGUUGAACACGCCUUGUCGACGAGCGACGAGGAGAUCCGCUCCUUCUGGCAGUCCCAGCUAGUCGACGCCAAUACGGCCAAGUUUCCGGACACCACACAAGGCUCCCCUGCCGAUGUGCGAUCUGAUGGAGUCAUGACUUACUCCCUGCGAGUACCCGCUGAGCAUCGGGCAUCGGGCAUCACCACAGCCAACCUUUUGCGGGCUUCUUGGGCCCUUGUCUUGGACCGAUACCUCAACAGCGACAAUGAGAGCACCGACAAUGUCGUGUUCGGGGCCACUGUAUCCGGGCGUGAUGCAUCAAUCCCCGGGAUCCUGGGCAUUCUGGGUCCAACGAUUGCCACCGUUCCCGUCUGCGUCCGCUUUGGUGACCGCCGCGCAACCACGGUGGGCGACUACCUGGUUGCGGUUCAGGACCAGACCAACGCGAUUGUGCCGUACGAGCAUAUUGGCCUGCACAACAUCUCACGCGUCAUUGGCAACGCUGAUGCUACCGCGUUCCAUAACCUCCUGAUAAUCCAGCCCCGAAUGGGCCCUCAAUCGGGUGAUUCGCAAGGCGAAACCGAGAACCAGCGGGAUAUUGACAUCGUGGACAAGACCAUGGAUGACAACGAGAGCUACUACACCUACCCGCUUGUCUUCCAGUGCGUACUUGGCGAUGACGGCGAUGUUUCUGUGACUGCUACCUUUGAUAGCCGGUCUAUCUCGCAGGCGCAGAUGGAAGUCCUCUGCAGACAGUUUGAAACUGCUGUCCGACAACUGGGCGACCAGUCCACGACAGAGUGUGUGCUCAGCGAAGUCAACUUGUUCACCCCUGAGGACUUCCAAAUCGUACAAGCUUGGAACUGCGAGCCUGACCGACCAUUCAGCGCCGAUGAGGGCGGCGAGGACAGCUGCCUUCAUCACGGCGUCGAGCGAUGGGCCUUUAGUGAACCAAACCGCCCGGCCGUCGUGUCAACUGCGCACGGCACGCUGUCAUAUGCGGAUCUCAACCGCAUGUCAGGACAGCUUGCACACCACUUGCAAACGCAGCUUGGCAUUGGCCCGGAGACACGAGUGCCUGUUUGCAUGGAAAAGACACCUCUCGCCAUUGUCGCUAUCCUAGCCAUCAUGAAAGCCGGCGCCACAUUCGUUCCACUUGAGCCAUCUCAUCCCAUCGAACGCCGGCGAGCCAUUAUAAGUCAAGUCGGCGCUCGUCUGCUUCUCGUUUCCCCGUCGCUGGCCGAGGAGUGCCGUGGCAUGGCAGAAGCAGUGGUGGAAAUUGAACCAGCCUUGUUCUCCAUCCACAGUACGGUCCAAACGCUGCCACACGUCUCGCCCCAGAGUACCGCGUACAUCCUAUACACGUCAGGAUCUACGGGAACGCCCAAAGGAAUUGUUGUGCCCCAUGCUGCGGCGUGUACCAGUGUCCGAGGAUCCGCUUCCUCGGAAGGCUACAACCUGAAUCCCAUGAGCAGGGUGCUUCAGUUCUCGAGCUUCGUGUUCGAUGUCAGCAUCGCCGAGAUAUUCGGCGCCUUCAUGUUUGGCAGCACCCUCGUCAUGCCCUCUAAUCCAGAGCGGCUGUCAGACAUCUCUGCCUUCAUCCAAGUCAACAAGGUCAACACGGCCAUGUUCACGACCUCUUUCGCCAAGACCCUCGAGCCAGACAAUGUGGCCUCGCUCUCGACCCUCGUCCUUGUCGGCGAGCCUCCGACCCGAGAGAGCCUGACGAAAUGGAUUGGCCGUGUAGACAGACUAGUCAACGCCUAUGGCCCGUCUGAGACUGUCAUGUUCUGCGGAACGCACGUCUUUACUUCGGAAACGGAGAUGCCUUCAACCAUUGGCAGGGGCGUUCCUCACGUCGGCAUCACCUGCUGGAUCACCGAAAUCGACAACACGCAGCGUCUCGCACCCCUUGGUUGCAUCGGCGAGAUUGUUGUUCACUCGGGUUCGCUAUCAAGUGGCUACCUCAACGACGAAGCCAGGACAACUGCCGCCUUCUUCCACGGCGUGCCCUGGCUAACACCGACGCCGAAAGAUAGACAACUCCAGGAUAGCUACUCAUGGUACCAGACAGGCGAUCUUGGGCGCUACAAUCUUGAGACCGGCAUGAUUGAGUAUCUCGGGCGCCGCGACACACAAGUCAAGUUACGCGGCCAGCGUCUCGAAACCGCAGAGACGGAGCAUCAUGUCAAGCGACUUCUUCCUGGUGUGGAGCAUGCCGCUGUCGAUGUCGUCAAGCGCGAUGGAAGGGAAAUGCUUGCUGCAUUUAUCGGGUUUGUCCACCACAGCACCCAUGCCAUUGAUACCGAUGAAAAGGAACCGGCCUUCGCUCCGAUCACCGACUCCCUUCGAACCGCUCUUGUCGGCGUCACAGAAGGUCUCAAGCAGGUUCUUCCCAUUUACAUGGUCCCAACGCUUUUUGUUCCAGUCACACGCAUGCCAUUCAACAACUCCCUGAAGCUGGAUCGACGCAAGCUGCAACACAUGGUGGAGCAGGUAGCUACCCAAGACUUACUGGCCUUCUCCGUGGCCGCUGGUCAAGGCAGCAACGCUGUCAACAUUCCACCGGCGACUCCGACGGAGUGCGUGCUUCAGGCGAUCUGGGCGCAGGUUCUCGGCAUCGAGGAGCAAACUAUUGGCAGAGAAGACACGUUCAACCAGCAUGGCGGCGACUCGAUUGCAACCAUUCAGCUUGUGUCGGUGGCCAAUCAACACGGCGUCAACAUCACCGCUGCCGAGGUCUUCCAGCACCCUCGCCUCCAAGAGAUGGCUGCUUGCGUCGACGCGAAGAGCGACGAUCCCGCCCCGGCGGAUCAAAAUUUGAAGCCUUUCGCCCUGCUGUCUGACAUCAGCCCCCGUGCCACCAUCGUUCAAGAGGUUUCACGACAGUGUGACACACCGGAAUCCAGCAUCUCGGAUGCGUUCCCUUGCACGCCCCUUCAGCAGGGUCUUAUCGCACUCGCCGAGAAACAGCCCGGAUCCUACGUGGCACGGUUUGCUUUGCACCUUCCCGUGCAUGUUGAUAUGGACCGGUUCCAGCUGGCCAUGGAAGGCAUGUACCAGGACUGCAGCAAUCUGCGCACCCGGAUCGUCCUACUAGAAUACGACGAGCUCGUCCAGGUCGUAGUCGAUGAGGACUUGCCCUGGACCGAGAUACACGGCCAAGAACCAACGCUGGAAGGUGUGCUCCAGAACCGGACUGAUCUUCAAUGGUCUGCUGGCUUUGGACAACGUCUGUGCCGCUUCUUCCUCGUUCACGACGGCUCAGGGUUCAGCCAUCUGGUUUGGGACAUCCACCACUCCAUCUACGACGGCUGGUCAAUCGGCUUGAUGCUAGACCUGGCUCAGAAACGAUACAACCAGGACAGCGCCGUCAAGAAGCCCAUCUCGUUCGCCCACUACGUCAAGUAUAUCAUGGCGGCAUCGGCAGAGCCAAGCUCGGCCAAGUCAUACUGGCAGUCUCGCUUUGCCAACGUCAACAUUAGCCACUUUCCAAACGCAUCAAAUGACAAUGAAGUGGACUCCUCCGACCAAGAGGCUACAACAGAUGCGACAAUGAAGCAUGAGCUCUCGUGGUCGACACAACAUGCUCUCCCGAACGGUGUUACCCUGCCCACAAUCCUCCGCUCAGCCUGGGCGCUCGUCCUAUCGCGAUAUACGGACAGCAAUGACGUCGUGUUCGGUAACACAGUGACAGGACGUAACGCAUCGGUACCUGGCAUCGUCAACAUCGUCGGUCCAACCAUUGGCACUCUGCCUGUCCGGGUGCGGAUCCAUGACAACGAGCAAGCAGACGCCACCGUCCACCAAUUCCUCGAGAGGAUGCAGCAAGAGUCCAAUGACAUGGUCCCUUUCGAGCACGUCGGUCUCCAAACCAUCGCUCAAAUGGGCAAGGAAUUGCGCGAGGCGUGCAAUUUCCAGAACCUGCUUGUCAUUCAACCCGGCGGUCGCCGCGGUGCAUCAGAGACAAAGUCCACGUUCGAGGAGGUCAACUUCUUCGACAUCGACGACCUGACGUCCUCCUCGAGCGGCAACUCACAGCGUUACCAUGUGUAUCCGCUGGUCUUCCAGUGCAUCAUCGAGUCAACGAACUCGGUUCGACUCUUAGCCACUUAUGACACGAGAUCCCUGCCCAUGGCAACCAUGGAGGCCAUCUGCCACCACUUCUCGCAGGCUGCUACGCAAUUAGUAGGGGCGGCCUCGUCAACACACACCAUACCGCUCUCAUCGAUUGCGCUGACCUCGAAGUACGACGUUGAGAAGGUUCUUGGCUGGACAAGCGAUCCUUCAAGAAUAAUCCGGCCAUGGGACGCAUGCGUGCAUGACCUUGUGUCGCAGCAAGCGAGGAGCAACCCGCCCAACAAGGAGGCAAUCUACGCCUGGGACGGUACCAUGACAUACGCAGAACUGGAUCAAGUUUCUUCUCAACUCGCGGCGCACCUACAACAACUUGGAGUCGGCCCCGAGGUAUUCGUUCCAAUUUGCUUUGAGAAGAGCAUGUGGACAAUCGUCGCCAUGCUCGGCAUCAUGAAGGCUGGCGGUGCGUUCGUUCCACUAGAUCCAGCGCAUCCACCAGCUCGACGGGAGGCCCUCGUCCAAGAUAUUGGUGGUGUGCGAUUAAUACUCGCGUCGCCGUCCACCGCACCAUCCUGUGCCAAUAUCCCUGCCGAGGUUAUGGUUCUCUCGCCAGCCUUGAUUUCGCAGCUGCCCAGUACCUCCACGACCCAGGACGCGCUCUCUCCAUCGCCCGUGACCUCACGGAGCGCAGCAUACGCCAUCUUUACUUCUGGCUCGACCGGCAAGCCCAAAGGCGUCGUCAUGGAGCACUACUCCCUCUGCUCGAGCAUCCGUGGCCACGCGACCGAUAUUGGCCUCAAUGCUGAGUCUCGAGUACUCCAAUUCUCCAACUACGUUUUUGACGUCAGCUUGGGCGAGAUCCUCAGCACGCUCGUCUUCGGCGGCACUGUGUGCGUUCCGUCCGACACGCAGCGCCUUUCGGGUGGCGAGCUCCCUUCAUUCAUGGCACAGAGUCGCGCAAACGUCGCCAUGUUCACGCCGUCCGUGGUGAGCAUUCUCAGCCCCAGCGACGUUCCCACGCUCAAGACGUUGGUCCUCGGAGGCGAGGCCCCGACGCGCGACAAUCUGCAGACAUGGGGCGAGCAUGUCAAAUUGGUCAACGGCUACGGCCCGGCGGAGGCUUGCAUCUACUGCAGUGCCUUUGAAAUGCCCAAAUCGACGCCCUACCCCAAUGUCGUGGGCCGCGGUUCAAACUUCAACCUCUGGGUUGUGGACGUGGAUGAUCCGACCCGCCUGGCCCCCAUCGGCUGUACCGGCGAGAUACUGCUCGAGGGCCCGGGCUUGGCAAGGGGCUACCUGAACAACAAAGAGGCAACCUCGAGAGCGUUCAUCGAACUCGAAGAGGCCGACUGGUUCGAUCAGGAGCCAGGACAAAUCAGGAGGCGCUUCUACAAGACCGGGGAUCUGGCCCGGUAUACGACGGAUGGAACAGUACAGUACCUGGGCCGAAAGGACACCCAAGUCAAGCUUCAUGGACAGCGGAUCGAGCUUGGCGAGAUCGAGCAUCAAGUCAAAAAGAUGGCAUCAUCACGCGGUCUCGCGGAGCACGUCGUCGUCGACAUUGUCCAGAAAGACGGCCAACCCACACUAGCGGCCAUCGUGAGCCUCGCGGCCGUUGGGAAUGGGUUGAAUGGUACAAUUCCCGUAAUGAUGAUGAUGAUGACAGAUGCCCUCCGCGUCAAGUUUUCUAGCCUCGCCGCCGAUGUUGGCGCCGUGUUGCCCCGUUACAUGGUGCCUCAAUACUUCAUACUGGCUUCGCACCUGCCAGCUACAGCAUCAAGCAAAAUCGACCGCACGACAUUACGAGGACGCGUCAACGAGCUGUCAAGUGCAGACUUGAGAGCAUACUAUAUCGAGCCAAGCGGGGAUACAUCAACGCAAGUUGGCAGUUCGGUAGCCCCCAAAGAGCCAUCUAACGACCUGGAACGUGAGUUGCAAAAGGUAUGGGCUCGAGUACUCAAUCUGAGCCCCGAUGUCAUCGGCAUCGACGACAGCUUCUACCGCCUCGGAGGCGACUCUAUUCGAGUAAUUACCAUGGCCAAACGCGUCAAGGAGGAGUUUGGGGUGUCACUUGGUUUGGGACAAGUCACCGGGCAAGGUACAACCAUCGCGAGACUGGCCAUCGCCAUCGAGGCAGCUCUCACGGCGAGUACAUCGAGUUCUCCGACCAUCGCAACGCCAGAGGACAACGUACACGUCGACCUGCAAAGUGAGAUUGCGACGCUUACGGCCACGCUCACCAACAACGCAACGCAAUCGCUCCCAGAGGCGAUGGUCUCCGUCGCGACACCAGCUACUGUGUUUCUCACGGGCGCAACGGGCUUCCUAGGAACCGAGAUUCUGCGCCAACUCUUAUUCUCGUCGAGUGUGGCGCGCGUCAUUGCGUUGGUACGUGCUCGAUCGGAAAAGGAGGGUGUCGAGCGGAUAGAGAAGACUGCCAGGACCAUCGGCUGGUGGUCUGGUGUUGGUGCAGUUGAGCAGGAAAAGCUCGAGGUAUGGACUGGAGAUCUCUCAGCUCCCCGACUCGGACUCGGAUCAGCCAAGUGGGAGCAGCUCGUCAGCAGUGUCGACGCAAUCAUCCACAACGGCGCCGUUGUCAAUUGGCAAGCCGACUUUGAGACCCUGCGCGCCGUCAAUGUAUCGUCUACCGUCGACCUCCUAUCUGCCGCCAUGGCAAACAACAGCCGAAGCAAGCUCGUCUACGUGUCUGGUGGCAUCAAAUUAGUCGAUACGCAAGAGGACCAGUCUGGCGUCGCCGCUGAGCUUUCCCGCGGAGGAACGGGUUACAUGCAGACCAAGUUUCUGGCCGAGAGCCUUGUGAACAAUACGGCCGCGCAUCUCACGCGUCAAUCGUCUCUGUCCCAUGGUCAGCAGAACCGCGUGUCCGUCGUCAAACCAGGCGUCAUCUUGGGCGCUGGUGCUCACGGCGCCGCAAAUGUCGACGACUAUCUUUGGCGGGUGGUGGCGUCCGCCGCCGCCGUCAACGCAUAUCCGUCAGAGCCGGACGAUCACUGGCUCUACCUAGAUGAUACUGCGUCCGUCGCGAGGUCUAUCAUCAGUCAGCUCGAGCUCGAUGUGCCCACGUCGAGCACGUUGGCGUCCUUUGUUGAUCUGCAGCGUGGCAUGACCGUUUCUGCGUUCUGGGACCUUGUCGAUGCGGCACUCGCCACCACUGCCAGUGGGAGACAACCCGAUGCAGGUCUCAAGUCUCUGUCUUGGGACGAAUGGACGCGCAUCGCCCUGGCGCAGAUGGAAGGCGUGGGCGAACAACACCCCUUGUGGCCCGUACAAGACUUCCUUGGCAUGCUGGGGACGGGACACAGUCCGGCGGACUCGGCCCUGAGAAGCGAUGGAGAGUUGGAAGACGUUGUGAGGAGGAACGUGCGAUACCUGGUGGAGCAAGAAUUCAUCGGCGGCGCCGUCAACGGGAGCAAGGGUGGCGCGUUUCGACGGACGGCCUUGAACCCGAAGUCAGAGGAGAAGUGACGGACGAGUGCUUUCAUUCACGGGGAGCGUGAACAACGGUCCCCGCUCAGUUCUGCUGCUCCACACACCCUGACAACUCAUGCAAGUGCUUCGUACUUGGUUCGGAGGUGAGACAAUACGCGUUCAGCCGCUCACGCUGCGCAUGCAGCCCGGCCUGAAUCAACGGGGGUGACAUGCGCAGUUUUCUUUUGUUCGUAUACUGUAUAUAGUUUUUCCGGCAAUUCCUUGGGUAUUUCCCAUUGACGAAUUUCACAAUGACGUUGAUUUCACGCCACAGGAGACGGCUGAAGCUCCCGG